AAUAUAUUUAUGAAAUAUAUGCCUUAAGUAUAUGUAAUCGAGUAUAAAAGUAUAAAAGAGUGGCGUUUUUUCCUUAAAGAAAGUCACGAGAAAAGAGGAUAAAUUCUGCAACACGGUAGACACACAUAUUAUCCUAAGCCUAAUAAUUGAUUUUAAUUUGUUACAUAUUGUUAAGUUUUUCGAUUGCAUCGUUUUUCGAGGGAUCUCUCAAGUGUGUGUCUCUCUCUCUCUCUCUACAAAAUGGCGCAAGAGGUCGAAGAAACUAUGAAACGGAUUCAAUCUCACAAGGGAGUAGUUGGAACAAUAGUGGUAAACGCAGAAGGUAUUCCAAUAAAAUCAACAUUAGACAACACUACGACAGUUCAGUACGCAGGUUUGAUAAGUCAAUUAUCAGACAAAGCCCGCUCUGUUGUACGUGAUCUAGAUCCAACCAAUGAUUUAACUUUCCUGCGCAUCCGUAGCAAAAAGCAUGAAAUUAUGGUUGCACCAGAUAAGGAAUUUAUAUUGAUAGUGGUACAAAAUCCAGUUGAUUGAUAUCUAAAGGAUGAUGAUAAUGCAGAAAUACAUUGCAAAGUUCAAAUUUAUUCCCUUAGUAA
This is a messenger RNA of Trachymyrmex septentrionalis, 596 nucleotides long. RefSeq names its product dynein light chain roadblock-type 2 (gene robl). Gene Ontology annotation, biological process: microtubule-based movement. Gene Ontology annotation, molecular function: dynein intermediate chain binding. The transcript has 3 exons. Bases 241 to 534 code for a protein of 97 amino acids. The record is from RefSeq and is a predicted model, not a curated record. Lineage: Eukaryota; Metazoa; Arthropoda; Insecta; Hymenoptera; Formicidae. Gene Ontology annotation, cellular component: cytoplasm; centrosome; cytoplasmic dynein complex.